Messenger RNA from Cladocopium goreaui, 5694 nucleotides. The record is from the annotation of a GenBank genome assembly. Lineage: Eukaryota; Dinophyceae; Suessiales; Symbiodiniaceae.
AUGCCGCCACCUGCUGCUGGUUCUUCUGGCGCUGAGCAACCUGCUUUAUCGUUCUCCGAUUUGCCACUGCCACACCCCUUGGUGAAGCAGAUGAUUGCCCAGUAUGCCAAGCACAUUCGCAAAGAUGGUGUCUACCUGGGCCUUGGGGAUUUGGCACUUUUUGCACGUCAAGAGGAGGUGGCUGUUCUGACGCACCACUGGGUGGAAAAAACCUGGGGCCAGCCCGGCCCAAUUUCGCUGAAUCAGAGGCUGCAGAACGUCACUGGUGACACUUCUGAGUUUGUUGAUGGAUCUCAUUCUUCCAAGACAUGGGUGGUCUCUUUCACCAGUUCCACCUUUGCUCGGGGGUCAUUUUUCUCGUUGAAUCAUGCGAUGCCUUUAUUGCACAAAGAGCAAAUUGGCGAUGAGUGGGAGAAGGUCACGUCAGCGACCAUGACCAAGAUGAAGGGCAAGCUCACAAAAGUCAAGAAGAAGCUUGAGGCCUGGAGUGAGGACUCUGAGGAUGAGGCACUUCAUGAGUCCAUGGUGAUGCGGCUUGAGUUCCUCGAGCAGAAGAAUCUCUUCUACCAGGCUUUGAUCAGUGACGGCUACUUUCCAGUUGAUGUUCCUGGAGAUGGAAAUUGUCUGUUGUGGAGUAUGGCUUGCCUCAGAUUGGGUCCUGGCUCUCUCAAAAAGGGGCCCGGUGAGAAGGAGAUCGCACAGAUGCGCAAGGCAUUGGCCACACUAUGGGAGCGCAAGUCCGAUGAGGUGUUGUGCCAGAAGCUGUUCUUGUCCUUAGGGAUGCAGGAUGAGCUUCCCAAGAACAUCUUGGAGGCGUGCAAAGUGCAAUUGCAAGCUCUUGUUGGUGGUUCGGCCUCCGGUCCCUCAACACCGCCACGUGCAUCAAAUAAGCGGCCACCAGGUGAACUGACAGAUGAAAUGACCCCCGAGAAGCCAGGUACCCUUCCAAAACGUGUGGCUUCUUCUCGAGCGGCAUCCUUUGGAAAGCCACCAAGCACAGAGACAUCACUCUUGCCUGCCAAGAGGAAGGAUGCCCCAGCCUCUGAUGCUGCAGACCGCGACCCUGAGGAUUCUUUCACAUUUGGUGCAGACCUCGGCCCUGAUGAUUCCUUCAAGAUUGAUUCAGAUGAUGAGAAGGACAAGUGGAGAAGUUGCAAGUCCAAGACCAAAUCCGUGAGUGAGAAGAAGAUUCAGGCUGUGGGAGCUUACUUUACCACGAUUGGACUGGAUUGGCCUCUUUACCAACGUGAGCAUCAUAGGCAUGCACCAAUGAAGAAGAUCACCAACUGCAAGAAUGGUGGCUUCAGGAGCUUGAAGGUGAAACUCCUUGAUCCAGAGGCAAAGCUGGAGUGCACGAUUUGCGCUCAGAUGCUCGAAGCCUGCAAGUUUGACGAGGUUCAGAUGGACAGGGUCAUCACUGAAUGGCUUCAAGGGACAUGGGCCGGUCAUUCCAGCAAACUCGUGCCUCCUCCAAAGAAGGGAGCUGAUGUGCAACCAGAAGCCGCGGUGAAUGAUGCGAAGGCGGAGAAAUGUGAAUGCCAAGGUGACAGCGAGGACGAACUUAUUGAUGCCAGGACUGUGUGCAUGACAUACUUGCAGCAACUGGAAGGAACUUUCAAGCCGCUUCCAGCUGGCUCGUUUGGCAGAAAGUGUCCUUUGCAGUGCCUGGUGUGCACUUCUCCGACGUGGCCAACGGGGCAAGUCUUGGAAUUGAGCAGGUGGACGGUUGACUGUGCAAGGCACUUUGUGGCUCAGCAUUGUGACAGUAUGAAGCACCAAAGGGCUUUGGCGAAGCUGCAGGCUGGCCAUAUCCAGGUGGAACAUGUCGAUUGCCAAGGCCUUUGCGUCAACGACGAAGAAAGGGCAUGCCAUCUUUACCGAUUCAGAGAGGAAUUCAGGCUCUGGGCGGUUCACUCGAACUUUGAGGGGUCAGCCAAGCAUUCGUACCACCUGGACAAGAACAAAGAUGCCUGGUUUGUCAAGUCCUAUCAUUGUCUGGGAACGGUUGAGAAGAGCCACAUGGACUUCCAGACCUGUGCAAAAUGCCUUGAGCUUGGAACAUCUCAUGGAGUGGCCAGGAAUGCGAAGCGGUUUGCAAGAAAGUACCAUGUUGCUCAACUACUUUCUGCUAGACUCUUUCAGGGGGAAAAGGAGGCGGAAGAACUCAAGAACCAGGUGUAUCAGACCGAGAUCUACAAGAGCGGUGACAAGAGGUUCACAGAAAUCCUCAAGCAGCGGGUGCCAAAUCAGCAGCAGUGGGUGCGAGCAUCCUUCCUCUGCGACGGCAAUGCCACCCCUGAGCUCCAGCGCUUUAUUGACGUGGUGGUGAAGCCUGCUAUCUCAAUCAGCACCACAUCAGUUCCUGAACAGAUGGUAGGGGUCAUGGGGCGCUACAUGUCCAUCUUGACGGGCUCGGAAGCUUCCGAGCAGGAUGUUGCCAACAUGCGCAUUGCCUGCUCGGCAUUGGCUGGUGAGCUGGAUCAGCAUCCUCUGGUCCAAGGACUUGCAUUGCAAGCACGGAGACUGGUUGAGAAGAAGAAGCGUGGCAUAACCAGCUUACAGGGACGCAGGUCUUUGGAGACAGAUAGGGAGGCUGCAUUAAUAGCUGAUGCAGGGCUGACGCUCAGCUUACAUGCUGCCAACUUGUCCCUUGCACGGGAGUUCGGCAUUGCUGCAUCCCAUUGCCGCAUAUCUUUAGAUAUGCUGCCCCAGCAUUCUUUGCCCAUGGCAGCCCUGGCAUUGAACUUUGAGAACGUUUUGAAGGAAAACUUCAUGCUGAUUGAUCAAAGAUACCCAAAGGCUCCCGAAGCUCCUCGAGGAGUCUUGGCUCGCCGUUUCAUGAUGGCUUUCGAUUGCACGUAUCUAACCACGACGUUGUCACAGCUACAACUCCAUUCCCAAAGGGGAAUGGUUGGCGGAAUGUGGUUUCCCGACCAAAUGGAGAAUUCUUUCUUGAGCCUAGACAACCCGAUCGACAUGAAGAAGGUCUUGAAAGCUUCGACCAUGCUGGAAGUCAUUGUCUGGGAUCCCAGUCUUCGCCGAAAACUUCCCAUCCCAAUUGCUUCACUCCCAGUGCAGCACAAUUUCAGCGGCUCAGGCGCGUCCCAUCGAGGGUGCUACUACAUGCUGAGAACGAUUGGGAAGAUCAUGGCGCAAAACAAUGGCACUGUGAAAGGCCUUUUGUUUGAUGCACAUGGCUCACAUAUGUAUGUGCGUCGCUGCUUGCAUGGCCAGUUUGAUGGACUAUGCCGGGAAGAUUUUUCUGACAUCGAGUUCUUUGGGGAUUUGGUGUAUGAGCCAGUUCCUGAGCAUGGGCUGCCGCGCUUUCCCAUCUCCAUUGCGAAGUACAAGAACGAAGUUGUUUGGGGCCUAUGUGGAAUUUGCCCCUCGACGUUGUACUAUGGCAAGUUUUGGUGCGACAUGACAGGUUGCCGAGAACAUAACAUGCCACCAGCAGUGCUUGCAAGAGAAUGCCCCAUGAGCGAUAAGCUCAAUGCUAUGUUCUCGAAUCCGUGGUAUUUUGUUGUGGAAGAUGACGGGCCCCUGGAAGACAUGCGCAUUCCUUGGAGCUUGAAGGGUGCCUUUCUGCACAAUUUGUUUGUGGGGAUGAAUUUGGUUCCUCUUCUACAUCGAGAUCUUCCACUGGCCAGCCGGUGCGAAAUUGGGGUAAGCGGCUUUGUUGGUCUUGACUUGAUGCGCAUGCUGGCGGAAAUCCUCGGCAAGAAACUUGGCGCCCCCACUGGGAGCACAUUUAUGGCAUCCCAAACGACUGGGAACUUACAGGCUGCGUGCCUGAGCGGCAUUCUUGUCGCCGUGACAAAAGAUGUGCAUUUCAACCCCUGGCAAUUUGGCCAGGUGCGCCUUUCAGAGUUGCCAAUUGAGGAACACUUCAGCUUCUGCCGAAGACAGAGCGCCAACAGCCAAUUAUCGGCGAGAGCCUUUUGGCAGGCAGCCGCCAGAGUUUCCUUGCGAAAUGGAAAGCUCUUGAGUCAGGAGAGCGCCCCCAAGGUGACUGGUGAGAAGCCUUUGACCAAUGCAGAGUUCAAGGUAAGCUGCGAGAGGGGAUACCGAGCGGCACUUGCCCUCGCUGCAUUUUGCAGUGGCUACACAGAAUCGUGGAUUGAAGAGACCUACAAGAAGUGGUGCGAGAGCUCGGAUACCAUCACAGCGGGCGAGGAUGAGAUGGCAGAGGACGAGCUCAUGGAGCAAUGCAUGGCAGGUCAGCCUGCUGAGCCUGCAGGGGGUGAGGAGGACAAUGAGUGUCAGAAGAUCUUGGAGCAGACUUUGACCGAGACCCCAUUUGUGGAUCCAGAUGAAGAUGGGGAGCCAAAAGUUCCACAUGAGGACAUUGAACUGGCCUUUGAAAAGGUGACAGACAAAGAGGACUUGGAAAAGCUUUUCCAUGCUUCACAAGAUGAUCCACAUGUCAGUGGCUCGAACAAAGCAGACCUUCGAGAGAAGCUGCCUGGCACCUUGUUGGAGGCCAUGACGGCACCAGGCGACCGUUUCAAUGCCCUUUGGAGGUUUGUCUUGCGUCUUCGCACUGCUUGUGGAGGUGUGGACACAAAAUGGCUGAUCAAUGCUCGUAAUGCGAGAAAGUCGAGCAAAAAGUUGAACUGGCACCAGCACAACGAGAUGAUCAUAGCUCGUGCACGUGCUGAACAAGAAACACCGCAGUAUCGAAGCAGAGCCAGCAGAUUGACGAAGUGGCGAGAGUUGGUGAUUCAAGCUCAACGGGAUUUGCAGUUGCCUGCGGAGGCACCUGACCGGAUCAUGCCAGGGAAUGUGGUUUUGUUCCACUUGGCCGGUGCCAAGGGCAACGCUGGCAUAGAGCUCGGGUUCAUCCUCACUUGCUGGCGCGGCAUCAAGAGCCCCAAGGUGCAUGCAGGUGAAGUGAACGUCAACUCGUGUGUGGCUUUCCGGGCAGUAGCCCUGGACCUAGUGGAUCAGGAGCGGAGCAAUGAGUGGUUUUGCGAGUCCACCUCCAUUGCAUGGGUGGUGCGCAUGGAGUCAUUGGUAUCAAUCCUCGAUGUCGAAUCAUGUGAGCAAUCUUCUGAUGGCUCUGACCGGGUGAAAAUCACUUUGAGUGAAGCUUCAGCAGCAGUGCUUGAAAAAGUGCCCACGUUGAAGAAGUGGACAGUAAGUCCGCCAAUGACGCGAGGAGCCAGAUUGGCAGCACAGAAGGCAUCUGAAGCAGAAGAAGGUCCAAAGAACAAAGGGAAAACAACCAAAACGAAGACUGUGAAACUGCACGUGAAGCAUCCCAAGGUGAAGAAAGACAAGAAGUCAAAGCCGGUGAUCCCCAUUGGAGACCACACUGCAGAUUCGAUCCGUCGCAACGGGAAGGGCAGAGCUGCUGUGGCUGACCUCAUGACAGCGAUCAUUGAAGCUGAUCAGAAGAGUUUUCCAGCUUCCCCUGCUUUCCAUGCGGCAGAAGGGUUUUGCAGAAUGGACUUUGAAGGAGCCAAGGACAUCACCCGUGCCAUGGUGAUUGAGAAUUCCCCGCAGGCUUUUGAAUCGAUGUACCUGUAUGUGAAGGGUUCUUCGGCCUAUGGAAAGGCCGUGUGGCGCCAUCUUUGCAGCGUGAAGCAGAACCUCGAGAAAGAUGAGCCAAAGCGUGGGCCCUUUCUGAGACUCGUGAAGGAAAUUGCAGAGUACAUCCAGUGUGCACAAAAGAAAGCUCCAAGUGUUUAA